Molecule: messenger RNA, 2413 nt
Organism: Spea bombifrons (plains spadefoot toad)
Lineage: Eukaryota; Metazoa; Chordata; Amphibia; Anura; Pelobatidae
Gene: CHGB
Product: chromogranin B
Exons: 5
Coding region: 104-2089 (661 amino acids)
Cellular component (GO): secretory granule
Source: RefSeq, a predicted model, not a curated record
CACAAGAACCGGCUCUCUAAAGAGCGCAGACACGGGUCCCCUCCUAAGGAGCCGCAUCCUCAGCAUCUCGUUACCUAAGACACACCGGGCAAGGGCGGGGAAGAUGCCGCCCGUCGUGGUGCUUCUGAGCCUGUUGUUGGGCACCCUGGAAGUUGGUGCGGCUCCAUUGGAUAAAGAAGAAUAUCCUGGAGAAAUGGUAACGCGGUGUAUAGUAGAAGUACUUUCCAAUGCUUUGGCUAAACCCAACGCACCACCAAUUGAUCCAGAAUGCAAGGAAAUUCUGAAAAGUACAAGGCUUGGCCGCAAUGAAAAGCAAGGGGAAAUACCACAGUUUGAAACAAGGAACCUCAAGGAAAUGACCCUCACUGAUAAACACCUACGUGAGACCAGUGAAGAAACUAAACAAGAAGCUCCAGAAGACAACAUUUCACAGGAACAAGAUGAAAAGAAGAGGCAUCAUGAACAAAGUGAAAGUCAUGAGAAAGAAGAGGAAGGGAGAGACAAAAAGAACCAUAUUGAGGAAAAUGAGGAAGAUACAGGCCAUUCCAAAGAAAGAGACUUUAUAGAGAAUGAGGGAGAAAAUAAAGAUCACAAAGACCAUUAUGAAAAUGAAGAAAUAACUAAAAAAGACAAGGGCAACCUUGAAUCAAGACAUGAUAUUUUUGAUAAGAAAGUUCACACAUCGGAUAAAAGUGUGGAAGAGUUCUCUGAGGAAGGUGAUGAAGAACCUAGAAACUUUGAGGAAAUAAUGAAGAGACACCAUGGACAUAUAAACUGGAAAGAAAACCUAAAACGCCCAGAGGAACAUCAGACUUCUCACUCCUAUGAAGUAUCUGAAGAGUCAAAGGAAGGAGAAGAUGAAGAGAAAAGAAGUCAUAAACCAAAUCAUGACUUUGGCCAAAGGUUGCUUGGUUAUGAGGAAAAGAGAAGCCAUGAAGCUGAACAAAAAAAACACAUUGACUUACACGAAGAACAGCCAUAUUCCCGGGCACAAAAAAGAUAUUAUGGAUUAAACUCUUUUGAGGAUGAUAUGAAAAAGAGUCACUAUGAUAAAAGAACACAUCAUGAAAACCAAAGCUCAGGAGAGUUAAAAGAAAAGAGGCAUUUUCAUAGAGGUAGCGAAGAGGAAAAAGAAAAUAGUAACCAAAGCGAUGAAAGUUAUGAAAAUGAACCAAACAGACAGCAUUUCGAAGAAGUAGAGGAGAAAAGGCUCCAUGAGCAAAGAAAGAGAUGGCCAAAUGGACGAAAUCCAACAGCAAGAUAUAAUUAUGAACAAAGCAAUGAAGAUAGCAAUGAAAGUAAAGACGAUAUUGACAAGCAUUACUUUAAUGACAGGGGUGACAAAGAGAAUCUAUUUGCAAAAAUUAGGCAUCAGAAUGAAGGAGAAUCACCAUACAAGCAUGAUGUGAAAGAAGACAAGAGGCACUAUGUAGGUGAAGAAAUGGUAGAUGAGAUGAAAAGAUUCUACCCAGGGUAUUCUGAGGAGAAAGAAAAAAGACAUAAUAAUGAAGAAUUAAGAAACCAUCACUUUGGGGGAAGUAAAGAAGAUGCUGAUGAAUCAAACUACAUUGACAAUGAAAAAUUCAAACGUCAUUCUGAAGAAGAGGGAAGGCCAGUCAAUAAGUAUGGCCUCGCUGAUAACCAACUUAAAUGGAAGAACAAAUAUUUUGAUAAUGAUGACUCCCAAAUUUUAGACAGUGAGGAAGAAAUCAAGCGUAACAUGCAAAGCAAACACAUUUUUCCUGAAUACAGUGAUUAUGACUGGUGGGGAAAAAAGCAACUUUUGGAAGAUAUGAGUCAUGGAUAUGGUGAAGAGAGAACCUCACCCAAAAUAAACAAGUUUGAAGAAAAACGGCAGUACGACAGAAUGGAUGAACUUGCUCAACUUCUUAAUUACAAGAAAAAGUCUGUUGAGAUUCCAGAUUUUUACGAAUCUGAAGAAAUAAGAAAACGUAAUUUUAAUGAAAGAGGGAGUCUUGGACGGAGGCCUUUAACAGAAGAGGAGGAAAAGGAGUUAGAGAAUCUGGCCAUUAUGGAUAUGGAGCUGCAGAAGAUAGCAGAGAAACUCAGUCAUAAGCGGCAGGGCUGAGCCACAUAAGAACUGCAAUAACUCUCAAAGCUCUCCUAUAUUUAGUUACAUUCCUUGUCAAAAUCACUGCCACUUCAAAAAAUAAAAAAAAACAAAUGUUGUUUAGCGAAGGCAAGCAAAAUGUAGUUUCUUGUUCAGAAAUAGUAUUUUACACUGUCUGAAAUAUUCCAUGUGCUAUUGAUACCAAGAUAGCAUGAUAUAUAGCAUAUAUUCAUCAAUAUACAAGAGACAUUUUAAUACGCUUGUAAUAAUGUUUUCGUGUUUCUGUACUUUAAUACAUUUACGUUUUGAGAUUUGAAAUAAUAAAAAUGCAAAUUAAUCUUG